Molecule: messenger RNA, 3647 nt
Organism: Paramisgurnus dabryanus
Lineage: Eukaryota; Metazoa; Chordata; Actinopteri; Cypriniformes; Cobitidae
Gene: slc4a1a
Product: solute carrier family 4 member 1a (Diego blood group)
Biological process (GO): bicarbonate transport; monoatomic anion transport; transmembrane transport
Cellular component (GO): plasma membrane; basolateral plasma membrane
Molecular function (GO): monoatomic anion transmembrane transporter activity; bicarbonate transmembrane transporter activity; solute:inorganic anion antiporter activity
Source: RefSeq, a predicted model, not a curated record
UGGGUUUCCGCGCACUACGUGACUUUACGUCUUUUUCCAUUACCCUCCCAUGUCUUUUGAAUCGGCCCGAGGUCAGUCUUGAGUUGGCCGUUCCAACGCGUAGCCACGAAAACUCAGCACAGAAACCCGCCAGGAACACCUGGGCUCAGGUUAUGUGUGAGAUUUUCUGAAAGUUCUGGGACAGAGAGAAGAAAGUUCAGAUAAUCUCCAUGAUGGAAGCCGUUGUAUCAUUUGAAGGGGACAAUGACACAUCCUAUGAGGGCAGCGAGUCACCUCUACCCUAUCCAUUCAAUUUGACGCCUGCGGAACAUAAGGGCAGCUACGACUUGGAGCAGACGAGGCAAAAUGAAGACGAGGGGGAGCAGCCACAGACUUUCACCCUCUCUAGAGACCUGGAGGCUGCUCUAAAUACCAACACCAAUGCAAUCAAGAGAGGAGAUGCAGAGGCAUACGUUGAGAUGAAUGAGCUUCAGGGAGAUGUGUGGCAGGAAAUGGGACGCUGGGUGGGUUACGAGGAGAACUUCAGCCCUGACACUCAACAGUGGGGUCCCUCCCAUGUCUCCUAUCUCACUUUCAAAAGUCUCAUUCAACUUCGUAAAGUCAUGAGCACAGGAGCCAUCCUGCUGGAUGUUGAUGAAAGCAGCUUAUCAAGCGUUGCUGAGAAGAUGGUGGAGCAACUUCUGGUCAAAAAAGAGAUCCGGCCCGCUGACCAGGAUACUCUUCUGGCAAUUUUGCAACGCAGGCGCAGUCAGUUAGAGGACACUUCACCUUCUAGUGCUGGUGAUAUACAGCUGCAAACAUUCUCAGUCACCAAACAGCGAGAUAUGGUCGAUCGUGUGGAGGCCUCAGUUGUUUUAUCAGGCGCUGUGGACAGCCUUCAGAAACCAGUGGUGGCGUUUGCACGUCUGCGGGAUUCAGUGGUGAUGGAUGGAGUUUUGGAAGCUCCUAUCCCAGUUCGCUUUGUUUUCUUCCUGGUGGGUCCCAGUCACAGCGGCCUGGAUUAUUAUGAGAGCGGCCGUGCCAUGGCCACACUGAUGGCUGACUGGGUGUUCAGUCUGGAGGCUUACCUGGCCACAAACGAAAAGGAUCUGACCAAUGCCAUGGCAGACUUCAUGGAUUGCAGCAUUGUAAUCCCACCAACGGAUAUCCAGGAUGAGGCCAUGCUCAAGCCAAUCAUCAGCUUCCAAAAGAAGAUGCUGCGUGAGAGGGCCCGCCCUUAUGACACCCGCCUCAUGCCUGGAGUCUCAACUGGAUCGGAAAAGCCACGAGAGGAUCCACUGGCCCGUACCGGCUAUCCUUUUGGCGGUAUGGUCAAAGACAUAAAACGCCGCUACAAGCAUUAUCUCAGUGACUUCACUGAUGCCCUGAAUCCUCAGGUGCUCUCUGCUAUCAUCUUCAUCUAUUUUGCUGCCCUUUCUCCUGCCAUUACCUUCGGAGGACUGAUGGCGGAAAAGACGAAAGGCAUGAUAGGGAUCUCUGAGAUGAUGGUCGCAACCUGCGUGCAGGGUGUCAUUUUCUGUCUGUUUGCGGCUCAGCCAAUUCUGGUCAUCGGGUUUACAGGUCCUUUGAUGGUUUUUGAAGAGGCGUUCUUUAAUUUCUGCACAUCUAAUGACCUCGACUACAUUGUGGGGCGCGUCUGGGUAGGCAUAUGGUUGAUCGUCAUUGUGGUGGUGAUUGUGGCGGUGGAGGGCAGCUUCCUCGUACGCUACAUCUCACGCUUCACUCAGGAGAUCUUCUCCAUCUUGAUCUCUCUCAUUUUCAUCUUCGAGACCUUUUCCAAGCUAAUAGAGAUUUUCCAAGAACAUCCUUUGAUAUUAAACUACGAUGCAUUGAACAAGACCUCGGACGACCUCUUUUUCCGCAUCAAAAACACCACAACCCCUCCUGGUGGCAAUACUACACAGCCCUCAAAACAUGAAGAAUACCCCAACACGGCUUUGCUCUCCAUGUGUCUUAUGUUUGGGUGUUUCUUCAUUGCAUACUCUCUCCGUGGGUUUAAAACUGGAGUCUUUCUCCCUGGUCCAAUUCGUCGAAUGAUUGGAGAUUUCGGCGUUCCCAUUGCCAUUUUCAUCAUGAUCGCUGUGGAUAUCCUCAUCACAGAUACCUACACACAGAAACUGGAAGUGCCAAAGGGUCUGACUGUGUCCGAUCCCACUGCCAGAGAUUGGGUUAUUCACCCACUGGGCAUUAAAAAUCAGAAGUUCCCAAUCUGGAUGAUGUUCGCUUGCUUUGUUCCUGCCUUACUAGUCUUCAUCCUUAUUUUCCUCGAAUCCCAGAUCACCACGCUGAUUGUAAGUCAGCCUGAGAGAAAAAUGGUAAAGGGCUCUGGUUUCCAUCUGGACCUUCUCCUUAUUGUGUUCCUGGGUGGAGUUUCCUCUAUCUUCGGUCUCCCUUGGCUUAGUGCUGCUACAGUCAGAUCUGUGACCCAUGCCAAUGCCCUCACUGUCAUGACCAAAGGUCCCAAGCCACUGGUUGAACGGGUGAUAGAACAGAGGGUCAGUGGAAUUUUGGUGGCGGUGCUGGUUGGGGUUUCUAUUCUGAUGGAGCCUGUCCUGAAGAUGAUACCUAUGACUGCACUGUUUGGCAUUUUCCUCUAUAUGGGUAUCACUUCGCUAAGUGGCAUCCAGCUUUGGGAUCGAGUACUUCUUUUAUUUAUGCCGAAAAAGCAUCAUCCACGUGUUCCUUUUGUUACUCAUGUACCAACUCUGCGCAUGCACCUAUACACUGUGAUCCAGAUCCUGUGUUUGGUGAUUCUGUGGGUGGUGAAAAUGAGUGAAGCUUCACUUGCUUUGCCGUUUCUCCUAAUCCUCACUGUCCCUCUGCGAAUGCUCCUGACCAAACUUGUCUUUACUGCCAAGGAGAUGAAAUGCCUGGAUGGAGAUGGUGCCAAUGUGAAAUUUGAUGAUGAGGACGACUAAAACAACCCUAAAAUAACCAAGACAACUUUCUUGAUUCUGGAUUUCAAGCCACUUUGUAUUCAUCUUACUAUGUGCAUUUCAUAAGAAUCGUUUGCUUAUAUAUUUUAACUAUUAUGGCUACAUACAAUUUUUAGCUAUACUUAUAUGUUUGGCAUAUUAUGUCUUAAAAGUUUUAGAAUGUAAUUAAUGCACACAUAAAAUUCACAAACUGUUCAUAUACAUUCCAUAGUUUAUGUUGAUUGCAGUCUAUUUUUCCCAAAGACAAUUGUGCUUUUUUCCUUUUGCGUGUUUGCGUGCCUAUAAUAUUUUUUGUCUUUAUACAUCACAGUGUUUAUUUAUUUAAUGUGUUUAGGGUUUCUUGCAAAAAAAACAACAAAAAUCUAUUGACAGUGUGUGAUCUGUCAGACCUGUGAACAUAUCAACUACCAGCUUGAAUGUAAAUCACUGUUUUUACAGAUGAUACCUAUGCAAAAUAUAUUAUUAUAUAUAAUGUGCCAUUAUAUUUCUUAUGAGAUUUUAAUGUUUUACAAUAUUCAGGGACAUUGAUACCUGUAAAUACAAUAGGCCUAUAUGAACUAAGAAUGUUAGCGUAAUUUUGAAAUAACUACUAGCUACUGUUGCAAAGAUUUGACACCUGUGGUAUAACUAAAUGGUGAUUUAAUGUAUAUUUGCUCUGUUAUGCUGUUUCUCAUUACUUGUUGUUUAAUAAUUAAAGUUAUUUAAAACAUU